AUGCAGAGUUACAUUGGUGUUUUGGCAUGUACCAGAGUCCCUCUUGUGGACAAGAAAUGGACUCAAUCGCCUAAGGACAUGAAGGAGCAGAUUUGGGAAGCUAUUCAAAUGACUUAUGUUGUUGGGGAAGGGGGCAAGAAGAUGGUGCUGUCGUCUGCCGCCAAAAAAUGGAAGGAUUUUAAGUCUACCUUAACUAGGCAGUUUAUCCUUCCAUUCGCAAAUGAGAAGGAGAAGUUAAAAGAGCCCCCUCAGCUUUAUAACUUCAUAGAGAAAUCUGAAUGGGAUGCCUUUGUAGCUUCAAGGUUAUCCCCAUAUUUUGAGGCUGUGCAUUCUGAGCAGUCACAGAGAAGGGAGAAAUGCCAGUACAACCAUAGGUUGUCUCGAAAAGGGUACGUUGGUUUGGAGGAUCAAUUGGAAGAAACCAUGCCCGGUGAAGAAAUCGAUCGAUCUCUGCUAUGGAAGAAGGCAAGAGAAGAUAAACAGGGAAACAUCCCUGAUCCAAAGGUUGCAGAGAAGGCAAAAUUAAUCGUAAGUUUCACUGACUCUGUUCUAAACUUGUAA
Prunus mume (Japanese apricot) is the source of this 561-nucleotide messenger RNA. Lineage: Eukaryota; Viridiplantae; Streptophyta; Magnoliopsida; Rosales; Rosaceae. The record is from RefSeq and is a predicted model, not a curated record.